Messenger RNA from Homarus americanus (American lobster), 828 nucleotides. RefSeq names its product caprin-2-like. Lineage: Eukaryota; Metazoa; Arthropoda; Malacostraca; Decapoda; Nephropidae. The transcript is spliced from 5 exons. Bases 117 to 623 code for a protein of 168 amino acids. The record is from RefSeq and is a predicted model, not a curated record. Gene Ontology annotation, molecular function: protein binding.
GCCAGAGAACCAGUUGGGACGAGAAAACCUGUUGUGAGACGCUGAAUGACCCGGGCACAAGUUCCAUCCCGGACUCCUCAGAGAUUCGUUCCAGCUCUUCUCUCUCCUCUCGUAAGAUGGGUGGAGGUGUGUUGGUGAACUUGGCGGCGCUGUGUGUGCUGGUGGCCGGUCAGGGCGACCGACAGCCUCAGGCCAUCUCCACGGUUACCGGAUACGACACCUUCAAACCUCAAUGCUCGGGCGGGUUUAGUGUACGUAAAGCUGUCCCGGCCACUUACAAGGCCCCAACCAUCCUCAACUUUCAGGAGGUGUUGACCAACCUGGGAGGAUGGUCACGCAGCGAGAACGACUUCAAGGCUCCCUGCACCGGCGCUUACUUCUUCACCUUCCACGCUGUGUCCAAUAACAGUGGCGAUUUUACGUUGGCUCUGAUGAAGGAAGGCAAGUAUCAGGUGACGGCCUACGGCAGCAAGGGCGACUACCAACAAGGCUCCAACUCAGCCCUCCUCUUCCUCAACGCCGGAGAGAAGGUCUACCUGGAGCUACAGCAGGGCAGCUUGUACGAGCACCCGUAUGACGAGGCCUACACCUCCUUCAGCGCUUUCCUUGUCGAGCAAUUUUAACAAGGAUAGGGUAUUAUGGGAGUACAGGGGGAUGCACUCAGAUAACUUACUGACAGUGUUGUGUAGUGAAUGGCAGGACUAUGUAUAUCUUUCUAGUGGAAGAAUAGAUAUGUCAGCAUUAUAUUUAUGGUAUUUAUACAACUGGUUAAGUUAUUGGUAUGAUUGUUGCUGCAAAUGAACAAUAAACAUCAUUUUCUAAAAUAAA